AUGAGCGAAGAAACCAAUACAACAGCAGAGACUGAACAAGUCUUAGAAACUACAAAUCCAGAAGAGACAACACCAACCGAAAAGAAACCACGUCAAUCAAAAAAAACAAAAGAGGAGAAACCAAAGAAAGUCUUAGUUAAACAACAUAAAAAAACAAAGAAAGAACGAGAAGAAGAAAAGAAGCCUAUUCUUCCAAAAUACCUUAUUAAGAAAAUAGAACGACAAGAAGAAAUCAAGAAAGAACGAGCUGAAAGAGAAGAGGCUAAAAAGAAAGAGAAACGAGAAAAGCAAGAAAAGAAAGAACAAGAAGAACGUCUAGAGAAGUUAAGGAAGAAAGAAGCUAAAAAAGAAAAAGCAAAACAAUAUAAAAAACACGAAAAGAAACAAAAAGACAAAGAAGAAGAACAAGAAAAUAAACCAGAAAGAAAAAAUUUAACAUUUUAA
Entamoeba nuttalli P19 is the source of this 444-nucleotide messenger RNA. RefSeq lists its product as hypothetical. NCBI's taxonomy places the organism in Eukaryota, Evosea, Mastigamoebida, Endamoebidae. Bases 1 to 444 code for a protein of 147 amino acids. The transcript has a single exon. The record is from RefSeq and is a predicted model, not a curated record.